Molecule: messenger RNA, 2424 nt
Organism: Orycteropus afer afer
Lineage: Eukaryota; Metazoa; Chordata; Mammalia; Tubulidentata; Orycteropodidae
Gene: LONRF3
Product: LON peptidase N-terminal domain and ring finger 3
Exons: 12
Coding region: 1-2424 (807 amino acids)
Molecular function (GO): protein binding
Source: RefSeq, a predicted model, not a curated record
AUGGAUUCACUGGAGACUGGACAGAUGCUGAGCUUGCCCGCCGAGCUUGGCAGCAACAACUUAGAGCUGACAGACGCAGCAGCAUCAGCAGCCCGCGUAAACGCGAGUCCCCACCCGGAAGCGGCUGCUGGGGGCGCCACGACGCAAACGACAAGGGAGGCAGAGCUCGAGCAGGCGCAGUCUCCGUGGGCUUCGACGCCGGAGUGCAAAGUCCUUCUCUCCCGUGCGGACGCGUUGGCGUCUGGGGGGCGCCUCCGGGAAGCCCUCGAGGUAUAUCGUCAGCUCUUGGAGCGGCAGCAGUUGGCGGCUGAGCAGCUCGAGCAGCUGGUGCGCUACCUGGUGGAGAACGUCCUACAGGGCAAGGGGCUGGCGCAGACGUUUUCAGACGGCGACGGUGCGUCGGGCUUCAGGAUGGCGGCUGCAGAGGCAGGGACGACCGAGGCAACUGAGGUGUGGGACGGCUUCAAGUGCCGAAAGUGCCAUGGGUUUCUGUCAGAUCCCGUGUCCUUGUCGUGCGGCCACACCUUUUGCAAACUGUGCCUGGAACGCGGGCGCGCGGCCGACCGGUGCUGUGUACUGUGCGGGGUCCAGCUCUCCGCGUGGUUCGCGGCCACCGGGUGGGCACGAGGCACCCGGCGGGCUGGGCUCCAGUCACAGUCGCCUCCUCCACCACCUCCGCCGCCGCCGCCGCCGCUGCGGGUCAACGUGGUGCUCAGCGGCCUCCUGGGCAAGUUGUUCCCGGGUCCGGCGCGGGCGUCGAAACUCCGGCACGAAGGCAACAAGCUGUACCGUGAGCGCCAAUUGGAGGCGGCGCUGCUCAAGUAUAAUGAAGCUGUUCGUCUGGCUCCGAAUGACCACUUGCUUUAUAGCAACCGGUCUCAAAUUUAUUUCACCUUGGAGUCUCAUGAGAAUGCACUACAUGAUGCAGAAAUAGCAUGUAAGCUCUGCCCAACUGGUUUUAAGCCACACUUCCGAAAAGCGCAAGCCUUAGCCACCCUAGGCAAGGUGGAAGAAGCACUAAGGGAGUUUCUAUAUUGUGUGCAUCUCAAUGAAAAUAACAAGAAGGCAAGAUCUGAAGCCCAAAGGCUUCUCCUUAGUUUCUUUCCACCAUCAGUCUCGGGAGAGUCUCAGGAACAUAUUCCCGAUAUCCUGAAGCUGUUGGCAUCUCACCCUAGAUUUAAGGAACACGUAGAGUCAGUGGCUACUGAAGGCACCAGCCACAAUCUACCAAAGUUGUCACAGGAAAAUCAGGCACUCCCUCAUUGUUCUAGUCAGGAGGAAGAAGGCGCCACCCCAACUAAAGUAAAGGUAGCUGGUCAACAAGACCAGGAAAAAGGAGAGGAGAAGAGGGACGUGGCUUCUCCAGAGGCUGCUUCCACCAAGCCUGGAAAAUGCCAGCAAAAGAAAAGGAAACAUUGCCAAAUUGAACCCCAAGGCCUGGAGAAGUCUCAUAAAGCCUCCAAGCAAGAUCCUGCCACUGAUAAGGGGUCCAAACCUGCUCUCAGUAUUCCAUUCGCAUCCUUUGACGCAUCUGACCUUGAAUGCUCACUAUGUAUGAGAUUAUUCUAUGAGCCAGUUACAACACCUUGUGGACAUACCUUUUGCUUAAAAUGCCUUGAAAGAUGCCUGGAUCACAACACGAGGUGCCCACUCUGCAAAGAUGGUCUUUUACAGUGCUUGGGAUUAAGAAAAUACAGCAAAACUGUAAUAAUGGAAGAGCUAAUAGCUAAAUUCCUUCCAGAAGAAUUCAAUGAAAGAAGAAGGCUUUAUGAAGAAGAAAUGAAAGAACUUUCUAACUUGAAUAAGAACGUGCCUAUUUUCGUGUGUACUAUGGCCUAUCCCACCGUUCCUUGUCCCUUGCACAUCUUUGAGCCUUGUUACCGUCUGAUGAUUCGUAGAUGCAUUGAGACAGGCACAAGACAGUUUGGCAUGUGCCUUGAAGAUCCUGUUAAAAGGUUUGCAGAAUAUGGCUGCAUGCUAGAGAUUAGAAAUGUUCAGUUCUUUGCUGAUGGCCGCUCAGUGGUUGACAGCAUAGGCAAGAGGCGCUUCAAGGUGCUCCAUCAGGGCCGGCGGGAUGGUUACAACACGGCUGACAUUGAAUACAUCGAAGACCAAAAGGUUCAGGGAGAGGACUCUGCUGAGCUGAUGACAUUACAUAAUUCUGUGUAUGAGCAAGCAUCAUUGUGGUUUCAUUCACUCAAAUCAUCUCUGCAGAAUCGAAUACUCCGUCACUUUGGUCCAAUGCCAGAGAAAGAUGCUGAUCCACAGAUUAAUCCGAAUGGCCCGGCCUGGUGCUGGUGGAUAUUAGCAGUUCUCCCGCUGGAAAGCCGAGCUCAGCUCCCAUUCUUAGCAAUGAGGUCCUUAAAGGAUAGACUGAACGGUAUUCGGCGAGUCCUGACCUUCAUGACCCGAAAUCAAAACUAG